This is a messenger RNA of Xyrauchen texanus (razorback sucker), 1510 nucleotides long. RefSeq lists its product as uncharacterized. Lineage: Eukaryota; Metazoa; Chordata; Actinopteri; Cypriniformes; Catostomidae. The record is from RefSeq and is a predicted model, not a curated record.
AUGAGUGUGUGUGAGAGAGAGAGAGUGAAUGAGUGUGUGUGAGAGAGAGAGAGUGAAUGAGUGUGUGUGAGAGAGAGAGAGUGAAUGAGUGUGUGUGAGAGAGAGAGAGUGAAUGAGUGUGUGUGAGAGAGAGUGUGUUUGUGUGUGAAUUGCCAGGAAAUUGCUCUUUGUGAGUUUAAUUUUUUUUAAAUGAUAAAAAAAAAAAUCUUCUGGAGUAUUUGACUGGAAAAGUCUGUUUCACUGGUGGAGUCGGGACCUCUGGUGUCUUCAGAGAAAGUGUUGCUCAGUAGUUCAUUAUAAUUGUAAUGCUGAAGUGUGAUUGGCUCAUGAUCAGCUCAUGAAUAUUCAGUGUUGCAACAGAGUCAAAGGCUGAAAUGAAUCAGAUAAAAGAAUGAACAGGAACGUACAGUAUUUAGAGUCACUGUUACAGAUAAACGUCUUUAACCCUUCGUGUGACGGGGCUGAAGUCCAGCUGAUAGUGGCGCAGUGGACUCUGGGUUACGGGUGGCGGUGUGUCUCUCUCAGUGUUCAACAGGAGCGUCAGAUCGUCAGUCAGACAGACAUCGGCCAGAACCCGACACACUGAUACAGGAUGGUGAAGUUGUGGCUUUCUCUCUUUCUGUUGGCGGGAGUCCAGACCGACCCGUCACCUGCCAAAAACAUCCACCUGCUCGCUGCAGACGAACACAAACUCAUCUUAAACCUCGGACAGAAAGAUGUUCCUCGGGACUGUUAUGAGCUGUGGCAGAGCGCCGGCGAGGCGAGAGAUGGCGUGUACCUCAUCAAACCUGCUGAUUCGGCCAUCGUCGUCUACUGCGCCAUGCACGAGGGCGGGUGGACGGUCGUGCAGCACAUCACGGUCAACAGCAGCGUAGAUUUCGACCGCACCUGGGACGAAUACAAGCACGGAUUUGGAUCCCUCACCGGUAACCACUGGCUGGGCAACGACUAUCUCCAUCAGCUCACCGGCGGACCGGGACGAUACAAGCUCGGCAUCAAACUGGUGGACAAAGAUGCCGUGACGAAGACGGGCGAGUAUGACCCGGCGCUGGUGGAGAACGAGGACGCCCAGUAUCGUCUGCGCCUCGGGCUCUUCCAGGGCACGGCGUUGGACGCUCUCACCCUGGAUACGGAGAACUAUCUCCAUGACAACCAGAAGUUCACCACCAAAGACCAGGACAACGACAACUACUUCCAGAACUGUGCCAAGCUGGAGUUCCAGGGCGUCGCGGGCGGCGGGUGGUGGUACGAUGCUUGCGCCGGUGCGAACCUGAACCGCAGAAACGUCAUCUACUGGCAGAAAGACUGUAACAAAGAACAUCUGUGUAAAUACGCCUGGAUGAUGGUGAAACCCUCCGAUCACCUCAAAGUCAUCCAUUCCAGAGAAUGCCAAAGAGACGAGCUCUGAUCCAAACAUUGUGACAUAUCACACUUGAUUUUAUAUUUUCUUAUCUAAUGUAAUGAAAUUGAUUUACAGAUCAUUGAUCAGACCGUCACUUUAUAAACAAUU